AUAAUUCAAAACCCCACUUCUGUUAUAAAUACAUACUCUUCUUUUACUCUCUUUUCAGAUUUUAUCAUCAACUUAUUACCAACAAUGACUCGUUUCUCAAGAGUUCUUUUAUCCCACCAGAAACCCUUUUCAUCUUCAGCUCCACCACCUGAGUCUGUCACUUUAGAAGAGUCUGAUUUUGUGUUGGUUCUAGCUGUUCUUCUUUGUGCUUUGAUAUGUGUGGUGGGUCUGGUAGCUGCAGCUCGCUGUGCCUGGCGUCGCCGCCGCAACGCUAACCGUCCCUCCUCAGCAGCAAACAAAGGGGUUAAAAAGAAGGUGCUACAAUCUCUCCCCAAGUACGCCUUCACCACAACCACAGAGUUGGCAGCAUUAUCCUCCACAGACUGUGCCAUUUGUUUAGGUGAUUUUGCUGAAGGAGAUGAGAUGAGGAUGUUGCCACAGUGUGGCCAUGGCUUCCAUGUUGUUUGCAUAGACAAGUGGCUGGCUUCACACUCCUCUUGUCCUUCAUGCCGUCAGAUUUUGGUGGUUGCCAGGUGCAAGAACUGUGGUCAGUUCCCUGCCGCUGGCGCUUCUUCUGCUGCUGCUGGUGUUGGUGGUGGUGGAGGAGGAGGAGCUUCUGUUACUGAGGCGCAAGUGAAGGCCGAGGAAGAUAGCGCUUCCAAUGCUAACGAUGAUAAUAAUAAUAAUAAUAAUAAUAAUAAUAAUAAUAAUGAUAAUGUAUUCUUGCCUUAAUCAAUAUUGAGUAUGGAGAUGUACAGGUUAUCUUUAAGAUCCAUAUGCAUAUCUGCAUGCAUUUACUUAAAAGUCUGAUUAGUUACAGAAUGAGUUGUUAUGUUGACAACUUUUGUUUUCUUUGAUCAAAGUUGUUCGGAUCAAUUUAUGCAUAAUGACUACUUGAUUUCAUUGAGAGGACUAUAAGUUUAUCAGAGGAAUAAAAGUUUGUAUGAUCAAGUGUUAACUGUAAGGAUAUUAUGAUUAUAAUAAAGUGCUUAUAUUUUAGAUUA
Molecule: messenger RNA, 1004 nt
Organism: Pistacia vera
Lineage: Eukaryota; Viridiplantae; Streptophyta; Magnoliopsida; Sapindales; Anacardiaceae
Product: RING-H2 finger protein ATL8-like
Exons: 1
Coding region: 85-732 (215 amino acids)
Source: RefSeq, a predicted model, not a curated record